Nematostella vectensis (starlet sea anemone) is the source of this 2028-nucleotide messenger RNA. RefSeq lists its product as uncharacterized. The coding region runs from base 126 to 1301 and encodes 391 amino acids. The transcript has 11 exons. NCBI's taxonomy places the organism in Eukaryota, Metazoa, Cnidaria, Anthozoa, Actiniaria, Edwardsiidae. The record is from RefSeq and is a predicted model, not a curated record.
GUCAAAUGUCUUCUGUUCAGCGGUGUUACUUUUUAGUAAGUUCUCAAAGUUUGUGACAACUUGUAAACGAAUGUCGCUUGUAAUCCUUGCUACAUAGACGGAGCAGGCUUUGACACAGUAAAGGGAUGAGCAAGGAAAGCCAUAGAGCCACUGCGCAAGAGUGUGUUGCCUUGAGAGAUUUAGUGUCUAAGCUCCGGCAGGAGCUGCUGCUUUGUAAGACAGAGACACAGAAAGUCAAGGAUCAGCUCCAAUGUCUGAUUUAUCUUGUGCGCAGGUCUUGGUCUGGUGAUCAAGUUGCUUCAAUCCAUGUUGCAAAUAUAGUAGGUGUUGCCCCACCAGACAUCAAGACGAUGGAAGAAAGGAAUGCAAUAACAGCAGUUCCAAAGUCUCGUGCCGUCAAUAACUGGGCCAUGCUCUGUAUUGGGCUGUUGAACAGGAUGUACCGUGAGGAGGAACUAGAGCUUAGGGCCUCGCAGCUUAUGUACCUUCAGGACAGGGAGGGGUACCUUGACGAGCAGUUGUCAUCUCACAAGGAUGUCAUGCACCACCAGGCUAACAUGACGCUGCUCAGGACCAACACCCUGCAACUACUACAGGCCAAAGAGCAAGAAGAAAUGCGACAAAGGAAGGAGCGCCGAGAGCAGAUGGAGAAGCAGAGACAAGAGUUACGUACCCAGUACUCGCGCAAACACCCACCACAGUCACGUGUGCACCACCACCCAUUACAAGAGAGCGUUCAUCCUGAGAGAGAGCUCGUGGCCGGGGAUGCACUGUUUGUCAAGCCGGUGACGAGAAAACCAGUCGCGCAUGAGGUACGACCUAGCCUACGUGUAGCCGUUACUCGCGGAACAAGUCAUUUGCGAGGAGCAAAUGAAGUUGUUGACCUCGAAGCGACAACCACGCAUCACAUGUCUAAAGGCGGCACCACAGCCAAUCAGUUUUCUGAUGAGAAUACUCGAAAACAUCCAAAUGCCACAAGUGACGGAACUCAAAUGCGAAUUAAUUCAGGCAAGACUAAUAAGCACGUUCGAUCGCAGACAGCUGAUGGGUCUCCUAGCAAACCUAGACCGAAGACCGCGGGACACGGCAGCAGGGACACAUUUCGGCGUGACCGCCCAGAGAGUGGCAAGAAACCUCGACCAGUUUCUGCACACCUGGCAAAAGCGAGGACUGUGAAACCGCCACCAGCAUUUGACACGUCAAGAACCAGACAUCAGCUUGAACUGAUAGAGAGAGAUCUUAGAAAAACUACCAAGGGCCUACAAGAUAGGCUGGGGAUUUCACGGCAAGGGAUGGUUUAACACAUGUAGCAUUGUGCAUUUUCACAACCGUACGCUGUAUACAAGAUGACAGAGUGGUUUUCAUUAUCCACACACCCUAAGACUGUGUUGUCUGAAGUCAUUCAGCACUUUUUGCAGGCUGAGGCUGUUGAAAAUACAUCCUCAAACCAAACUGUAUUACAAGAUUAUGAACAAUAAUAUGAGCUUUCUAAGAUUAGUUAUAUUCCAUGUGACAUAAAUUUUACAAAAUACUCAGUUAUUACCAAUUUUAUCUAGUUUGCAUGAUUUUAUCAAGAAAUGCUUUAGAGAAGUUUACAUGAAUCAGUUAUUCUUAAAUAUUAAAAAAACUACAUAAUACAUAAAUUUUUAUUAGGCUUUUAAAUAAAAUGGCUAUCACCUUUAGAAUUUCAACUGUGCUCAAUAUAUUUCCAAACCACAGCAUACUUAUAAACAUAACUAUUUACUUCUAUUGCAUGCCUCUUUAAUUAAUGACCUUUUGCACUUUAAUUAGACUUUUUAGAGUCUGAUUUUGUUAAUGGCUGAUAGCUCUUUAUAAAUUCAACUAAAAUCCACAAAUUGACCACAAAGAAUACAAUGCUUGCCAGCCAGAUAAAGAUAAAGGUGUUGAAUCCCUGGAAUUCUAGAUAAUAGGCAGCCAGCAGCCACAGACCCUGUUGACAAACAAAAAUAAGUAAAAAGAAAUUAGUUCAGAGGUCUUACUGAUAAAGCAUAAAAGUUUUUAAUUCCA